CCCUAGUCGGAAGUUGCAGAGCACGAGAAACCAAAGCUGAAAAACCCUAACAAUCUAGAGGCAAGAAAAAAUGGGGGGCAAAUGUCCGCACAGACACGUGAAGAAAAGAAGAUAUUCUCACAAGACUGCUCGCCGUACCAAAUUCCUCUACAAAGGGGAUGACAUGGUUUAUGCGCAGCUAAAUCAGCUUGAUGAAGAUAAGAGCACCUUACCUGUAGAUGAAGAUUUGCCUGGGAUGGGCCAGUACUAUUGCCUUCACUGCGAUCGAUACUUUUCCAAUGUAGCUGUGAGGGAUGAGCAUUUUAAGACCAAACGACACAAGAAGCGGUAUGAUGGCUUUGCUUUUGCUGAUAUUCUCCCUGCUCCCACCCCCUUUAUUUUCUAUCCUUCCCAACUUUUUCUGCAUUUGCAUAUUGGUGAAUAUUG
Gastrolobium bilobum is the source of this 426-nucleotide messenger RNA. RefSeq lists its product as uncharacterized. The annotation marks the transcript as partial. The transcript is spliced from 3 exons. The record is from RefSeq and is a predicted model, not a curated record. Gene Ontology annotation, molecular function: nucleic acid binding; zinc ion binding. NCBI's taxonomy places the organism in Eukaryota, Viridiplantae, Streptophyta, Magnoliopsida, Fabales, Fabaceae.